Messenger RNA from Acanthoscelides obtectus, 1301 nucleotides. The record is from the annotation of a GenBank genome assembly. NCBI's taxonomy places the organism in Eukaryota, Metazoa, Arthropoda, Insecta, Coleoptera, Chrysomelidae.
GGAUAAGAAUUGUACAAGACAGCUCUGCAUACUUUAGUGUGGAGUAUCCUGUCGGAAAUGGAAACAGCAGCGCGAGAAUUGCCCCUGGGAUGGCUUACAAUGUCAGGAUCACCUUCAAACCUGCUAACGUCCAAGAUUAUUUUUACAAAAUAACAUUUGUUGCGGAAGAAGAACAGUUCGAGGUGCCAGUAUAUGCUAUUGGAUACAGGCCAAUUCUGAACCUACCAGACGUAGUUGCUUUAAAACCCACUGCAAUAGGGGUAAGAAUGUACAAAGCGCUGGCGUUACAUAAUUUCGGGCAAGCCACUGCUUUCUUUGUUACCCAAUGCAAACCUCCAUUUUCUGUGGAGCCUGAAAGAGGUGUCCUAAAGCCCCAUGCUACAAUGGAAAUCAAAGUUAUAUGUACCCCAAACUGUUUGCGAGGAUAUUUGGAAGAUGAUAUUUUCUUUGUUUGUGAUGAUAUCCGCCUGAAGGUAAAGGUGAGUUGUGAAGUGGUCGAAGCAAACAUCUUCAUGCACGACAGUAAGAUUUCAUUUGGGGAAGUCUUCAUGAAUUUACAAAAACAGGAAAUAGUGAAGAUAACUAAUAAAAGUCCAUAUACUGUUAAUUUUUAUUGGAGCUUGUACAGGUCUAAUGCCAUUGAUGCGUUAGAGAAAAACAGGUUAUCAGGAGCAAUGGAAGGUAUGACAAACCUGAUGAGAACUAGGCACACUAAGUUGGAAUUUAUGAACAUAAUUGAUGCAGAAGGGCAUAACACAGUUAUUGAAGAUCAAUGUAAAAAAGCAAAACAAGAACUUGAUGAAAAAUGGCGAUUUCUUUACAAAAACGAAGUUUUCACUAUUAUUCCCAAUGAGGGUGUCCUGCAUCCAAAUCAAACGCUCGAAUUUAUGGUUGUGUUCAAUCCCAAAAUAAACGACUAUUACAGCAGCUGGGCGUAUUUGGACAUUGGUGGUAAGCCGGAAAGGCUUCCUCUAGCAUUGUCUGGUGUCGGCAAAGGCCCCGUAGUAGUGUUCAACACUAAUACGUUGAAUAUUAGCAAUGUUUAUAUGAAUGCAAGGCAUGAGUACCAGAUCGUAGUUAAAAAUGACAGUCAUAUUCCUGCAACUGUGGUCUUCAGAGGAGGUAAAACAGAAUUUGGUGGUGAUAUCGAAUGCGUACCAACGACUAGAUAUUUAUCUCAUUUUGACAAAUGUAAAUCCUUUGUUAUCAAAUUUUCCUCGUCCGUACAAGGACAAUUUGUAGAAAAAGUACAGUUUACCAUAGAGGAGUCUACCGAAAUCAUACACUUUCUAUUAAUGUAA